Messenger RNA from Venturia canescens, 3458 nucleotides. RefSeq names its product ankyrin repeat domain containing protein 6 diego (gene dgo). Gene Ontology annotation, molecular function: protein binding. The record is from RefSeq and is a predicted model, not a curated record. Bases 594 to 3134 code for a protein of 846 amino acids. Lineage: Eukaryota; Metazoa; Arthropoda; Insecta; Hymenoptera; Ichneumonidae. The transcript is spliced from 12 exons.
CGCGCGACAUUUGAUUGCUUUAUCGUUCUAUCCUCGUUCAACACCGUGCCGACAAUCGUCAUUUUCAUAGUCGUGGUGUUUCAAAUUGUUCUUAAAACGUGCACGCAGUGAAAAAUAUAUGUUCGUGUUGCCUCAAUAUUUUGUUUUUCGUUUUUCUUUUAUCGCGUCAUUCAAACAAGCUUGAAUAGAAACGUGGUUUUAAAAUUCGUUUCUCUCUCAUAAUUGCGCUGUGAGCAAUCUGGAUUAAUCAACAAGUUGCAUGGUCAAGUUUGCAACUGCUUCUCGCAACGCCCCAUCGUUGUUGUUCUAACGAACGACACGCGUUAUUGGAGAAUCGUUUCCGCCGCAAACAUAUGAUUAUGAUAUCGAUGAAAAUAUCUUGAAAAAUAUGGGAAUAUAAUAUACGAAUUUAUGGAAUAACAGGAAUGACUAAAAUUUGACUCGUACGCGACAAAAUUUCUUGAAACUCGAUGGCCGCAGCUGCCGAGAUCCUUUGUAUAUAGCUUCUUUUCAACGACGCCGCGCGCAAUUCGUGUUUGUAUGCGAUAUACGUACGCACCGCGCGCGUUCAAUAUAAUCGAUGCGUGACUGGAAUGGCAGAAAAGGUGCGAGAGGCGUCGGCACGUGGCGACGCGACCCGUCUCUCGCGUCUCCUCGAUGACGGAUCCAAGGCCUUACCCGACGAGAAUGGCAGGAGUCCACUGCUGUUGGCAGCCGCCGCUGGACACGUGGAAACCUGCGAAAUUCUCAUUGGUCACGGCAUUGAUGUUAAUGCAUCGGAUAAUACUGGAGUGACUCCUCUUCAGAGGGCAGCGGCUGAGGGCCAUCUCGAUGUUGUUGAACUGCUUCUUAAACACGGAUCCGAUGUUGGCCGCCAAGACACAGUGCAUGGGAAUUCCGCCCUUCACGAGUCUUCUUGGCGAGGAUACAGUCGAACCGUUGCUGCACUUGCCAAAGCUCUUGGAACUCAGAGAGCUCCUCUUCACGCAAGAAAUUUGGCUGGAUUCGCGCCUCUUCAUCUCGCAUGUCAGAAUGGCCAUAAUCAAAGCUGUCGCGAACUUUUACUCGCCGGAUGUAAUCCUGACCUUCAAAACAAUUACGGCGACACACCGCUCCACACUUCGGCUCGAUAUGGACACGCGGGAGUGACUCGAAUUUUGAUUUCCGCCCUGUGCCGAGUAUCCGAUCAGAAUAAGAACGGAGACACGGCUCUUCAUAUAGCGGCGGCGAUGGGUCGCAGAAAAUUGACUCGAAUAUUAUUGGAGGCGGGUUGCGAGCGUACAUUACGGAACAAGCAAUCGGAAACAGCGAAGGACAUAGCUCGUCGGAAAAAUUUGUCGGAAAUUCUCGAGAUAAUAAACAAAUCGCGUAGCAAAAGUCGGGGGCGUUCCAAGAGUCGGGAGGAAGGGAUGUGGAAUAACGAAGAGGAGCCGGCGAUUCACCGAUUAAAAGAUUCUACCAAGUCCGGUGGUAAGGGUGAGAAGAAGAGAGAGAAAACCGGAAGCGGUACGAGCGGAAGCCGAGACGGUGGAAAGAAAGAGAAAAAAAAGCACAAACCUGGAGGAAAGCAGCACAAGGUGCAUUUUGAAAAAGCGAUAAUGGGUCGAGAGUGGUCCCCGUACGGAUGUCAUUAUUAUCCGGAUCCGGAAGCAUUUCCGCAACCUCGUUUGGAUUCGUUGCCCUCGGAUCCUUUGGCCCGCGGUGAACAAUAUUAUCUCGAUUUAGCAGGAAAUAUUCGCAAAGGUCCUGUGGGGGUUGGUUACACGUGCUAUUGCGCCCCAUUUUUCCGUCACAUGGAGGCUAAACUGGAGCGUGACAAAGCCGAACUGAAAGCUCAUAUCGAUCAAGCCCACGAGAGGCUCGAUUUGAAAGUAGCCAAUCUCGAGAGACGCACACGCGGCCAAAUAUCCGAGCUGACGCGUUGCGUCGCAGCGGAACGUUCAAAAUGCGAAGAACGACAUUCUCAUCUGCGUCGAUGGAUAUUACGAGGAGGACAGGGACGCCAUUCGGAACGACCGAAUCGACGCUCCGUUGAGCGUCACGAAACAUCCAGACCGACUCGCGCUCGAUCCCUCGAACAACUUCUCGACGAUCGACCGCAGGAUCGUAGUUUUGAAAUUCCCGGCGAAACGUUCGGCGGCGGCGGCGGCGGCGGCGGCGGUGGCGUCGGCGGUGGCGGCUGCGGCGGCGGCGGCGGCGGCGGAAGUCUCGAUGAUCUUGACAUUCCUGCUAUUCCCCGAUCGAGCGAAUCCAUGAGGGAUUUGGCCUGCUCCGGUUCCUCCAGACCUCCUCUUCGUGUUCUUGAUAUCGAACCUCGGCUCAACGAAACGUUCGAUGGUGUAAUCGGGCGCGAUAAAAGCUCUCAUUUCGGGGCUGGUGCUGCUUCUGCUUCACCUACUUUUAGCCUUAGACAACGAGUUCUCCGACAACAGAUAUCCUCGAGCCACGAAAUAGUUUCCGGCACUCAUCAAGAUGAUGAAAAUACGCCCAAGAAUGAGGAUGAAAAUCCGGAAGCUUGGUCAACGACAUCCAAUCGGAGAAGCGUCCAUGAGAUGAUUAAACGAUUUCAACAAGUGCCAGGCGCACACAACGGUGGUUGGCAUCCGCCCCGUUCGGUGAGCAGCGAGCACACAACGACAAGUCCCGAGCACAGCCAGUGUUCUCAAGGUCUAAGAGUUCAACCUCAAGGUAUCGCGAGCAACGAUUGGCACCCCGAACGACAAGGCAAUGAGAGCGAGAGCUCCGAAGCCGAGGACGAGCCCCAGCAACCCCAAACGAAGAAGCAAAUCAACAAGCAUCAUCCCAGAGUCGUUGGCGACAACGAACACUACGAAUCCAUCGCAAAAUUACCUUAUCGUUCGCGCAGUGCCGUUUACAGUCCCACUCCGGCCUCCCACGAUGCUCAUAACGAUUCCGGAUACAGUACUCGAAUAUAUGGAUCUAGCAAAGGCGCCUCACCCUCUUUGUCAGGUCAACUGGAGUGUGAUAUAAUACUUCCAGCGUCUCAGGGGAAUUUCCCGAGUGGUGAACAACUGGUAGCACUUUUGGAGCAGCCCAGGAUGCAUGAUAUCACGGUUUACGAACGAGGCACCGACAACGUUGUCAUCAACAUUGGAACAGCGAGUCUGGUUUAACGUCACACGUAUACAAAUGGCGAAACUAUUAACUUAAACAAACGUUUGGAAUUUAUUGAUGUGUAACGGUGGAAAAAAUUCGUCUCUCUCUCUCUCUCUCGUUGCCAUAAAUAUGAAUUACGAAAUAGAAAAUAAGACGAUAUAGUAUGUAAAGGACGAAUAUAUUUAUUUUUUGUCAAUAGUACAGUUCAAAGGUAAUAACGUAUAACGUGUAUUCAUGUACAAUAAGUAACUUGUUAACGCUUGUUCAUUUCUCCAUAUUAUCUUUCGAGACUCGCGUAAAAUUAGUAUUGUUUAAAUAAAUUUCAUCUUAUUUCAACGAUA